Cololabis saira (Pacific saury) is the source of this 1623-nucleotide messenger RNA. RefSeq names its product centrosomal protein 43 (gene cep43). The coding region runs from base 51 to 1550 and encodes 499 amino acids. The transcript has 20 exons. Gene Ontology annotation, molecular function: calcium ion binding; protein binding. The record is from RefSeq and is a predicted model, not a curated record. Gene Ontology annotation, biological process: microtubule anchoring. Gene Ontology annotation, cellular component: centrosome. Lineage: Eukaryota; Metazoa; Chordata; Actinopteri; Beloniformes; Belonidae.
AGAAGAGCAGCCGGCGUUAGUUUGUUGCCUGGUUCUGGUUCCGCAUCAUCAUGUCUGCGGCGGACGAGGACACGGAGCUGAGAGACCUGCUGGUCCAGAACCUGGAGAACAGCGGGGUUCUGAACAAGAUGAAGGCAGAGAUGAGGGCAGCCGUGUUUCUGGCCAUGGAGGACCAGGACAGACUGGAGAGCAAAACUCCGCUGGUCAACGAAGAUCUGAAGAAGUGUCUCAACUCCAGAGACGGUCGCCUGGUGGCCAGUCUGAUCGUGGACUUCCUGCAGGUCUUCAACCUGGACUUCACGCUGGCCGUGUUCCAGCCAGAGAUCAACUCGCUGAACGGCCUGGACAACAGGGACCUGGUCUGCAGGGAACUGGGCCUGGCAGAGUCUGAGCAGAACAGGAAGUCUCCGCUGCUCCUGGAGCUCAUCGGGACAGGAAGACCCGGAGGACAACCGGCACAGGAACUCUCUCAGAGGCAGAUAACAGAGGCCCACAGCACGUUUGACUUUUACGACAAGGAUCAGAGCGGAUAUGUUGGAAAAGAAGAUCUGAAGAACAUCUUCACAGAUUUGCUCCCAAAUAUGAACAAGAACAUGUUGGAGAGGUUUGUCUGUGACGAGCUCAACGCUGCAGACAGAAGCUCCUCUGACACCGUCCGCUUCCCGUUCUUCCUGGGAAUGUACAGACGUCUGUUCAGCCAGUGCAGAAGUGUGGUGGUUCAGGACUCAGGAGUGAACCAACAGCAGUGUCCUGAAGACAAACCCGCCUCUGCACCUGUCAGCAAGAUUCCCAGGUAUAAAGGCCAGAGGAGUCAAACAGCAGCCAAGGACUCGGACCACGGGCUCUCCCGAGGUAAAGAAGACCUUCAUCCUCCCUCCUCCUCCUCAGCUGUAAGGCCGGCCCGCCUGGAGCUGGAAAUCGACCCCGACGAGGGAGAUUCUUUCUUCGACGACCCGCUGCCCAAACCGCAGAAGACGUACGGCUGUCAGAACUCUCUGACUGGACCCAAGGACCCGUCAGAUAACACAGACGGUGUAAAAGAUGUUAUCCUUCUGAGUGAGGAGUGUCUCUCUGGACCCGUCAUCUCCCCCAUGAGACGAGGCAAAAGCCUCAACGAUCUCUCUGUCUUGGCUGAUGAUUUGGAAGGAGUCCAUCCUCCCGCUGACCGCAGGAAACUGGAGACAUCUGGGAUUAGAGGGAGUCCGGUGGCGUCCCUGUCUGAAGCCUCGAAACCAGGACGAGGAGGAGAGAGCACCACGGACCACAGUCACAGCAGAAUCGGAGCAGUAAAUUCCAGAGACAAAGGCCUGAAGAACCAGAGCGACAGGACCGGAUCCCUGCAUUUAGAUGAAGAGGUCGAAUAUGACGACGACUUUAACAGUCACCGCUCAGACCUCUCCAAGAGCGAGCUCAGCAUCGGGGAGGAGAUCGAGGAGGUGUCCAUCGAGGGACCUGAUGACAGCGAGAAGCUGGAUGAAAUCACGCAGGAUCUGAGCGUCUCUCAGCUCAGCCAGAGACACGGAGUCGACUACAUGGAGGAUGUGGGCUGAAACUCCCAUCAUGCACCUUAUUGUUACAAAAUGUUUUAACCUGUACAGUUUCAGUGGCUCAAUAAAUUGAUUU